Messenger RNA from Prionailurus viverrinus (fishing cat), 3118 nucleotides. It is a transcript of the gene HNRNPH1, whose product is annotated as heterogeneous nuclear ribonucleoprotein H1. Gene Ontology annotation, biological process: regulation of RNA splicing. The record is from RefSeq and is a predicted model, not a curated record. Lineage: Eukaryota; Metazoa; Chordata; Mammalia; Carnivora; Felidae. Gene Ontology annotation, cellular component: ribonucleoprotein complex; nucleoplasm. The transcript has 9 exons. Gene Ontology annotation, molecular function: RNA binding. The coding region runs from base 1665 to 2480 and encodes 271 amino acids.
UUUUGUUUUGUUUGUUUGCUUUACCUACGUUUAAGCACUAGUCUUCUACGGCUAUCUUUUCGAAAGGAUAAAUGGGAUUUCUCUCUUCAUCUUGAGAAAAUUGCCCAGUUGCUGGGCAAACAAUACUAACAUUUUGCAAAACCUUGAAGUGUAACAACUUACUCCCAGUUUUGGCAUAUUCUUGAAGCAGGGUAUUUGACUUCAGAAAGUUAAAAUGUCACUUGUUAAUUUCAGACAAUUUUCCAAAUCAAGAUUUGGUAAUUGUGACGAGUUCUUGCUCAUUCUAGUUCUUAAUCUGGCUCACUUUACAGUUGAGGACACUGAAGCCCAGGGAAAUUUACUUGUCUGUGUAGCUCUUUUCCAGUAUGUAGGUUUUCUGAAUAAUUUCUACUAGAAUAUCCUUGUUCUCAUUGCUAGUGUGAGUUUAGGCUGAUAAAGAUAUAUUUGGAAGAAAUUUACAGGUUUUGGAAGGACACUUGUAGUAUUGACUUACUGUCUGAAUUUAGCCUGGGUAACGGAAAACGACCUGUAAAACGAGAACCAAGUACACUGGAAGCCACCUUGCGGUGAGCAAGACUGAGUUUGGCUUCAGCUGUGCAACUUGGAGCAUUUUAGCUUGCUAACAUUGAUCCCCACUUAGGUGAGUAUUGGCCCUGCAAAUUUGGAUUCACAGGAGAAAUUGUAAUGUUGCUGCUAGUAAGGUAAAACCAAGUGCCCUGGACCAAAACUUGAAACAGUACCCAGAAAAUGCCAUAAAAUCAAAGUCCAGACUUUAUGAGGGGUUUCAAAGGAUGUUCAAUGGAGAAGACUUGGAAAUCAAUUUUGUUAAACUGGAUUUUGGGUUUUCUUGAGGUAAUGUAUCAUCUAGGGAGUAAGGAAGUUUGGGAGAAGUUAAUGGCUUAAGUUCUAGAAAGCGGCUCUGGGAUUUGGUAAUAUUGCUCAUUCUAGGCUUUGCAAAAGCUCUGUAGCGGAGCAUGAAUAGGCGUUUCAUCUGUAUCACCCAGAGGUGGUUUUUUUUUUUUUUUUUGUUCUUGUUUUUUUGUUUUUAGUUUUAAAUUCUGUAUUAACGGUUGUUUUCUUUCCAGACUGCAAAAUUCAAAAUGGGGCUCAAGGUAUUCGUUUCAUCUACACCAGAGAAGGCAGACCGAGUGGCGAGGCUUUUGUUGAACUUGAAUCAGAAGAUGAAGUCAAAUUGGCCCUGAAAAAAGACAGAGAAACUAUGGGACACAGAUAUGUUGAAGGUUUGAUUUAUGUUGCCCUAGUAACAGUAAAUAAAAACAUUAAACACAUAGAGCUCUAUCUUACCCCUUCUGAAUUUUAGGUAUUUGACCGCAUGGAAAUGGUCAUCUAAGGGAGUUUAUGGCAGCUCUUCCUAGAUUAUCUAAAGACCCAGGAAGUCUGAACUUCAUUCUCUGACUUUCCAAAAUUGACUAAUUCUAAGCACCUCUUUCAGUAUUCAAGUCAAACAACGUUGAAAUGGAUUGGGUGUUGAAGCAUACUGGUCCAAAUAGUCCUGACACGGCCAAUGAUGGCUUUGUACGGCUUAGAGGACUCCCCUUUGGAUGUAGCAAGGAAGAAAUUGUUCAGUUCUUCUCAGGUAUAUCGAAAUCUUUAAGAGCAGUCGAGCUGAAGUUAGAACUCACUAUGAUCCACCACGAAAGCUUAUGGCCAUGCAGCGGCCAGGUCCCUAUGACAGACCUGGAGCUGGCAGAGGGUAUAACAGCAUUGGCAGGGGAGCUGGCUUUGAACGGAUGAGACGUGGUGCUUAUGGAGGAGGUUAUGGAGGCUAUGAUGAUUAUAAUGGAUAUAAUGAUGGCUAUGGAUUUGGGUCAGAUAGAUUUGGAAGAGACCUCAAUUAUUGUUUUUCAGGAAUGUCUGAUCACAGAUAUGGGGAUGGUGGCUCUACUUUCCAGAGCACAACAGGACAUUGUGUACACAUGCGGGGAUUACCUUACAGAGCUACUGAGAACGACAUUUAUAAUUUCUUUUCACCGCUGAACCCUGUGAGAGUACACAUUGAAAUUGGUCCUGAUGGCAGAGUAACUGGUGAAGCAGACGUCGAGUUUGCAACUCAUGAAGAUGCUGUGGCAGCUAUGUCAAAAGACAAAGCAAAUAUGCAACACAGAUAUGUAGAACUCUUCUUGAAUUCUACAGCAGGAGCAAGCGGUGGUGCUUACGAACACAGAUAUGUAGAACUCUUCUUGAAUUCUACAGCAGGAGCAAGCGGUGGUGCUUAUGGUAGCCAAAUGAUGGGAGGCAUGGGCUUGUCAAACCAGUCCAGUUAUGGUGGCCCAGCCAGUCAGCAGCUGAGUGGUGGUUAUGGAGGCGGCUAUGGCGGCCAGAGCAGCAUGAGUGGAUAUGGCAGCCAAGGAGCAGUGAACAGCAGCUACUACAGUAGUGGAAGCCGUGCAUCUAUGGGAGUGAACGGAAUGGGAGGGAUGUCUAGCAUGUCCAGUAUGAGUGGUGGAUGGGGAAUGUAAUUGAUCCUGAUCACAGACUCUUGGUCAACAUUUUUUAAAGAAAAAAGUUUAACAGUUUUGCAAUACAAGCUUGUGAUUUAUGCUUACUCUAAGUGGAAAUCAGGAUUGUUUUAAAGACUUAAGGUUCAGUAUUUUUGAACACAAACUUUCAUCUAGGAUGUAACAACCGAGUAAACUAUAACUGUUAAACAAUUUUCAGCUUUUCUCUAGUUAUAUAGUAGGAUGUACUUAAGCAGUAAGUGUAUUUAGGUUAAAGCAGUUGAAUUAUGUUAAAUGUUGCUCUUAUACCACAUUACAUUGAACACUGUUUGGAUGCAUGUUGAAAGACAUGCCUUUUUUUUGUAAAACUCAAUAUAGGAGCUGUGUCUACAUUUAAAAGUGAAAACAUUUGGCAUGUUUGUUAAUUCUAGUUUCAUUUAAUAACCUCUCUAAGGCACGUAAGUUUAAGUUUUUUUUUUUUUUUUUUUUUUAAGUUAAUGGAAAUUUGAGACGCAAUACCAAUACUUUAGGAUUUUGGUCUUGGUGUUUGUAUGAAAUUCUGAGGCCUUGAUUUAAAUCUUUCAUUGUAUUGUGAUUUCCUUUUAGGUGUAUUGCGCUAAGUGAAACUUGUCAAAUAAAUCUUCCUUUUAAAAACUGCA